AUGGCAUUCCUAAAGAGCUCUGUUCCGACAAUGGUCCAGAAAUACACAGCGGCAUGUUUCAAACAGUUUGUCAAAGAAUGGGACUUUAAACACACUACUUCAAGUCCUCACUUAUCGCAGUCCAAUGGUUUCGUGGAAAGAGCAAUCCAAACUGUUAAGAAGAGUUUGAAAAAAGCACAUGAUGGCAACAAGGACCCUUACCUUGCCUUGUUAGUCCUCAAUACCACUCCUGGAAACGACAACAAGUCACCAGCUGCGCGCCUCUUCGGUCGUCAACCACGUUCCACAUUGCCUUCCCUAAUCCAACCUGCAUUUCCUCCUCCCCCUCCUUCCAAAGACACCCGAGCGAAGACAAAAGAAAGAUAUGAUCAACACGCUAAAGAUCUACCUGAUAUCCAACCAGGAACUGUUGUUCGAAUCCGUGCGAAGGAAGAUGAGAAAUGGAAUCAACUUGGUAAAGUCGUGGAGAAGUGUGCCGAGCCACGGUUCUAUCGUGUCCUCAAUGACAAACAUUGUGAGACGCAACCGCCGCCACCUUAUCCCGU
Molecule: messenger RNA, 545 nt
Organism: Paramuricea clavata
Lineage: Eukaryota; Metazoa; Cnidaria; Anthozoa; Malacalcyonacea; Plexauridae
Source: the annotation of a GenBank genome assembly